UUGCGAGAAUAAGGAAGAGAGAAUAGCAACGUUGAAAAGGGGAAAAUAUCCAAUCAAAUUCAAAUCAAAACCUAAUUCCAAUUCGAAGGAGAACGGGUAUCUGCUCAUUCAUCAUCGCAUACCCGUUCCCCUUUUCCCCUUUCCGCCAAACCCACGGUUUCCUGUUCAACGGAUUAUGCUUCUUCUGCCACGCAAACCCUUCCCCUUUCCUGUGAAUUCCUCUUCCUCCUUGCAAUCCAAACGGGUCUCUUUGUUCGCACUUGUCUGCUGUUGAUGUCUCAUAUUCUUCCCGAAAGGAAUUGGCUUGUGAUUCUAAACACACCCAAUUCCUUCCCAUUGCAACACACCCACUUCUCUUUCUCCAAACGCAGAUGGGAUAACAAGUUUUCUGAGCUCCAGAGUGGAUAGUCUUAAACUGAUUAACAAUUCGAUCGUAUUUUUGUUUUUUGGAGUCAAUGGAUUCUUCACAAGGGUCCACCAUUGCUGGUUUCGUGGACAAAGCACCAUCCAUUCAGAGGAGUGAAUCUAGUUUUGAUGGCGUUCCUGUCUAUGUUAAGGAGUUAAUCGCCGGAGGCUUUGCUGGUGCGCUUUCUAAGACCACCGUCGCACCCCUCGAAAGGGUCAAGAUACUUUGGCAGACAAGGACAGCUGGAUUUCACUCUAUUGGGGUGUAUCAAUCUUUGAAUAAGAUACUGAAGCAUGAAGGUUUCCAAGGAUUAUACAAAGGAAAUGGAGCUAGUGUUAUCCGCAUUGUUCCAUAUGCUGCCUUGCAUUUUAUGACAUAUGAGCGCUACAAAAGUUGGAUCUUGAACAAUUAUCCUGUGCUGGGAACGGGUCCUUUUAUUGAUCUUUUAGCAGGCUCUGCUGCAGGAGGAACUUCAGUUUUGUGUACCUACCCCUUGGAUCUUGCUCGAACCAAACUUGCUUACCAGGUGGCAGACACGAGAGGAAGUAUCAAAGAUGGUGUGAAAGGAGUUCAAUAUCAAACUGCAAAUAAUGGCAUUAAAGGUGUGCUUACAAGUGUUUAUAAGGAAGGGGGAGUUCGUGGACUUUAUAGGGGUGCAGGACCAACACUUACCGGAAUUCUUCCCUAUGCUGGUUUAAAGUUCUACAUGUAUGAGAAACUGAAGACUCAUGUCCCUGAAGAACAUCAGAAGUCCAUUUUGAUGCGUCUUUCUUGUGGAGCUCUAGCUGGAUUGUUCGGGCAGACUUUAACAUACCCUUUAGAUGUUGUCAAGAGACAGAUGCAGGUUGCCAGCCUGCAAAAUGCUGCUCAUGAGGAAGACAGAUUCAAAAAUACAUUUGAUGGACUUAGGAAGAUUGCUCGUAAUCAAGGGUGGAGGCAGCUGUUUCAUGGCGUAAGCAUUAACUAUAUAAGGAUUGUUCCUUCAGCCGCAAUUAGUUUCACCACAUAUGACAUGAUGAAGAGUUGGCUUGGCGUACCACCUCAACAAAAGUCUCGAUCAGUUUCGGCAGCAUGAUAGUGCUCAACCGUGAUGGCAAUAACAAGUCACAAUGACACCUUCUAAUUGAGACUCUAAUCUUACAGGAAUAUCUCUUAUUGAGUAUUACUGCAUAUGAUUUCUACAUAUUAUUUUUUGACGAAACCUUUGUGAUUAUAUCAACUGAUGCAAGUUUGUUUGUCAUAUCUGGAAAGUUCCUUCACAGUGCUACUCAUUAUUUGUUUAACCUCAAAAUGCAACUUGUAUAGAUUUAUACUAUACUAUAGAUACAACACGAAGGUAGUUACUUAUUUCCCUUUGAAAUUUCUA
Messenger RNA from Cajanus cajan (pigeon pea), 1772 nucleotides. RefSeq names its product Mitochondrial substrate carrier family protein. The record is from RefSeq and is a predicted model, not a curated record. NCBI's taxonomy places the organism in Eukaryota, Viridiplantae, Streptophyta, Magnoliopsida, Fabales, Fabaceae. Gene Ontology annotation, biological process: transmembrane transport.